UCACUGGAGGUCUUAGAAAGUCCCAAGGAUUUGAUGAAGCAGGAUCAAUAAUGGCAUCCGAAAAUGUGAGCAAAAGCAACCAGCUAGUAAAUACGAGCGCUGAGGUUAGUCGCGAAGAUGGAAAACCACUUUUGAAAGUAGACAAUCCCGGACUUUCUUCUUCUAGUUCUUCGGAUUUUGGCAAUGGCGAUCUUCAUGAUGAUUCUUCUGCCAAAUCUGAACAAGACGGGGCUCUUUCAUCUGAACCAGAAUCCUUAUCAUCAGCAGAUGUCUCACAGACACAGUGGAGCAUGAUAAGUGCAUCUCCACGGGCUGGAAGCCCACUUCUUUUAUCACAAGAAUUGGCACCCCAGAUUCCAGACUGGAAUGCAUUCAGUACAAUGAAAUCUCCUCCAGUUCAAACAAUGGGGCGUCCCACAGGUUAUGAUCCAAAUCGGAUUCCAGUGUCUAUUUUUUCGACUAAAAAAACAGGGAAUAUGGAUUGGAGUGUUGCUUCGAACGAAUCACUUUUUAGCAUUCAUAUGGGAAAUAACAGCUUCUCUAGAGAUCAUGCCAUGUUCCUUGGCAAGUCUGGAGAAUUGUCGCGGAUUGAAGAAUGGAACAACUCAUCAUCCAAUCUUCAAUAUGUUCCUGAAACUAAAUCCGGUGAGUUGAACAGCUGCCUUUCCAGCCUUCCCCCGCUCAUUGAAGUAACAGCAGACGAAGAAAAUUGUGUAAAAUUAGGGGAGACUUAUAGAAAAGGACAAGAGAAUUCUGGUUCAAACCCAAAGAUGGCUCCGAGAAAAACCGUAAAGGAUCUAGAAAAUAAAAGGCCAUCCAUGACUGAAGAAGUUCAUCUUCCACCUAGUAUCUCUAAUGUGUCGGAUGGUAAAGUAACUACUCGUUUUCCAUCGAGCCCCCCUCGUCCUUCUGACGACAGUGGAAACAGCAGCAGCUCGUUUGCUUUCCCAUUAUUGGUAAAUGAUGGAGGGAAAACUGGCUCGUUGAAGUCAGUAUCUAAGGAACCCGAAAAACAACAAUCAGAAUCAAAACCUUCUGAUGCAACACCAAAAGCCUCGGAGACAAGAUGGUUUUCUCGCUUCUCCUGUUGGCCUUUCUGCCGUUGAGAUACUUUUGUAUCUAGUUAUUUACUGAAUUUGCAUUCUGGGACUAUCAGCAUAGAAGGAUGAUAAUGUGUUGUGGUCCACAACAAAAAAUGAGAGGCUUUUAGCUGUGAAACUGCCUGCCUAUCGAUGAAUUGUAAACUAACGGAGUGCCCUGCAUAAUUUGUGCCUCGAUUGUUGAUGUUGUAUGAUAAAUUUGUCAUAGCAUGAAUACUUCAUGUCGAUCAUUUGUUUUGAUUUGUAAAAUCGUUUCCUCAUGUGACGAAAAU
Molecule: messenger RNA, 1372 nt
Organism: Olea europaea var. sylvestris
Lineage: Eukaryota; Viridiplantae; Streptophyta; Magnoliopsida; Lamiales; Oleaceae
Exons: 2
Coding region: 51-1106 (351 amino acids)
Source: RefSeq, a predicted model, not a curated record